Messenger RNA from Exaiptasia diaphana, 939 nucleotides. RefSeq lists its product as uncharacterized. The transcript has 3 exons. Bases 99 to 551 code for a protein of 150 amino acids. The record is from RefSeq and is a predicted model, not a curated record. Lineage: Eukaryota; Metazoa; Cnidaria; Anthozoa; Actiniaria; Aiptasiidae.
UUUCUUUGAUAGGAAAAUCAGAAGCAUGGCUUAUCGAGCAUUGGCUUAUCGCAUAUUCGCAGCGUUCCAUACGACAUACUGGACUAUAAACUAUUUGCAUGUUUUUCUGCAUUCCAGGGUACCUCGAAUAUUUGUCAAGAAAUGGCGAUGUUGUAUUGAUAGCACAUUGUAUAGAAUAUCCGCCAGUGCCUGAGAAACGUUUCCCAUAUGCGUAUGACUAUAUCGGCGAAUGGAAAGACGAAGUAGAAAAACUACGAACCAAAGCCAAAGUAUUAUUGCACCAUUAUCAGACAGUCUGUCACGUGGACUAYAAACAUAAACAAAUCAACUGUCGUCCAAUAAUAUUGGAUGGUCAUAAACCAGGUCARGUGAUAAUCGAGGAAGCUGUAAAUGAGAAUGUCGAUGCAGUGAUUAUUGGAGCACGUGGUCUCGGGAAACUGAGAAGAACGGUCCUGGGUAGUGUGAGUGAUUUUGUUGUACAUCACUGUCCCGUACCUGUGACCGUGGUCCCCCCGGAAUCGUGGAAGCACCAUUAUCCUCACCAUUCAUAGAUAUUUAUUUAAGUUUCGGAUGAAGGAAAUUUUUUAACUAUUUCAAAGAACAGACUAUAGGCAUUAAAGCGUCCGAGAAACAGAUAAACAGAUUACUUAUGCUAUGAAUCAAUACACCAUUUCAGUUGCACUUAGGCCUCGAUAGCAAGUUAAUUAUUCUUUUCAGUGAAUUUGACAAAUGAGACUAUUCAUAUCAAUGUUUGCAUUGCUCACAUUCCUACAAAUUCAAAAGAAUAUUUAACACGCUGUAGAGGCCUAAGACCAACUGAAAAGGUGUAUUCCAAACAACUGCUCAGCUGUCAUAUGAAAUAUUGUAAAGAAGUCAUAUUUAAUAAUAAAUAAUGAUAUUGAAGUUUUGACGUCAUAAAAAUCAAUCAAUCAAUCAAUC